Messenger RNA from Aedes albopictus (Asian tiger mosquito), 3338 nucleotides. RefSeq lists its product as uncharacterized. Gene Ontology annotation, molecular function: structural constituent of ribosome; mRNA binding. NCBI's taxonomy places the organism in Eukaryota, Metazoa, Arthropoda, Insecta, Diptera, Culicidae. The record is from RefSeq and is a predicted model, not a curated record. The transcript is spliced from 5 exons. Bases 261 to 3194 code for a protein of 977 amino acids. Gene Ontology annotation, biological process: nucleobase-containing compound metabolic process; translation.
ACGUCAACAACAGUAAACCAAAAAACUGCGAAAAUUUCUAACCGUCGCUGUUUACCUUUCAGAUUUUUUGUAAAAUCUCUGCAAAAACGUAGAUUUUCCUCUAAAAAUCUUAGAAAUUUGCGUGCCAUAAACUGAGUGAUUGUUGUUUGAAAGUGUACAAGUGAAAACCGCUUCAAAUUCCGCCAAAAAAAGCGUUGAUCGUUAGUGCUUGCAAAAAACCGGGCGCGUCGCGACACCGAAAAAGUUCACAGUGCAAAACCAUGUCCACGAGGGCCCGGCGUGCCGCUACCAAGGCUCCCAUCGUGAUCGAAUCCGACACGGAAUCGGAGCAGGAGGACAGCGACCCGGAUGGGAUCUUCUCCAGCCCGGAUCAGCCGAAGAAGGCUAAACGGGCGGCCAAGCGGCCGCGGGCUGCCGGCAGCGAUGAUUCCGAUUUCGACGAGAGCAAGGUGGCGGAACUGAAACAUCCAGUUAAAAGGAAAGCGGCUGCAAAGUCCACAGAAACUCCGGUUAAAAAGCCGAAGGCGGAACCGAAGCCCAAGGCAGUGAGGAAGCCGCGGGAGCCAAAGGCUCCAAAAGCGCCGAAAGUUCCUAAAGAGCCAAAAGCCCCUAAGGUGCCGAAGGCUCCUAAAGCGACAACGGGUGUGAAGCGCAGUCGGAAGAAAGUUGACACUGCUUCUGAACAGCCCAUUGAGGAGAACGCCGUUGCAGAAAUCAAGAGUGAAGAAAAAACAGAAGAUGCCCCAAUGUCCUUCGAUACUUCCUUGGAAAGUUUGCCGGAAGAGCCGGUAAAGACGGAAUCCGUUCCCUCUCAGUUUGUUCCUGAACCGGUGAAACCGGAUCCGAUCAAGCAUGAAAUACCAGAUGAAGUGGACAGUCGGCCAAAGUACAAGAAACGAAUCAGCAUGACGGUUCGCGAGCAGUGGGAUGACUUUGAGCUUCUGGCGGAAAUGCAAAAUAUUGACCGAAGAACGGCCCGGACCAUCAUAAAGCUGUUCGAGGAGGAAAACACCAUUCCCUUCAUCUGCCGGUACCGAAAGGAACUGAUCGGGGACAUGAGCCCCGACGAUUUGCGAGACGUCAAGCUCGCGUACAAUCAGAUCUUGUCCAUCAAGUCCAAAGCGGACACGAUUAUCAAAAACCUAGAGAAAGAAGAAAAGCUCACGGAAGACAUCAAGCAGGAUCUCCUGUGUGCCAAAAGCUUGGACGAACUGGAUCACAUGUAUGCACCGUUCAAACCGGCCAACAAGGGUUCCCUGGCUGACCGAGCCAAAGCACUCGGGCUGGACAGCUUUGCGGAAGGCAUUCUCAUCGGAAGCAUGCCCACAAUUGAUUUGCCCGAGCUGGUCCAACCGGAAGUGGAAGGGCUUGAAACGGUGGAAAAGAUCGAGGAAGGCAUCAAGCAUCUGAUGGCGCACAACUUUAGCAAGAAUACGGCCGUUUUGGAGGAAAUCCGGAGACUCAUAACAAAAUACGACAUUGUCCUGAGUUCGAGUCAAAUAACGAGAAAACCGGCAGCUAAAGAAAAGGAAGAAUCCAACAACAACCGCAACAGCAAAGGGAUCAGCGGCAUGAAACGGAUUCCGAAGAAAGUCGACGAACACAAAUUCGAGCAUUACUUCAGCUUCACCUGCUGCACCAAGUAUCUCCGACCGCACCAGAUUAUGGCCCUCAAUCGGGGCGAGAAUCAAAAGGUGCUCAGUAUUAAGCUACAGUUCAAGGACAACGUCAAGGGAGAUCUGUACUGGUUUCUCAAGAAGGAAUACCUCCAGGAGGGUACGGCCUCCCGAAAGCGAACGGAACUGUUCGAGGCAUCGUUCGACGAGGCGUUUACCAAAAAGUUGGUACCACUGAUGAGCCGCACCGUCCGAUCGGAUCUGACGAAGCGGGCGGAAAAGGCUUCCGUCGAAGUGUUCGCUAACAAUCUCAAGCAGCUGCUGCUGACCGCUCCGGUUAAGGGCGAGAAAAUCCUGGGCAUCGAUCCCGGUUUCAACAACGGCUGCAAGCUAGCCCUCAUCUCGGAGUGUGGCGAUCUGUUGGAUACGGCCACCAUCUAUCCGCACAUUGGUGGCGAUCGGUCCAAGGUAGCUCCGGGCAUUCUGGCCAAUAUGAUGCGAAAGCAUAGUUGUGCAUUGAUUGCACUUGGCAACGGAACGGCUUGCAGGGAAACCGAAUCCAUGCUGUCGUACAUGAUGGAAGAAGGCAUUCUGGACAAACGGUUCGUCCGGUACAGUAUUGUACCGGAACAGGGGGCGUCUAUCUACUCGUGUAGCGAGGUAGCCAAGAAGGAGUUUCCCAAAAUGGACGUCAAUCUGAUUAGCGCAGUUUCAAUCGCCCGCCGUCUACAAGAUCCCUUAUGCGAGUACGUCAAAAUCGAACCCAAGCACCUGGGCGUUGGAAUGUACCAGCAUGACGUCAACGAAAAAUCCCUCUCGGAAACCCUGGACGAAGUGGUAAUGGAGUGCGUAUCCUUUGUCGGUGUAGACAUCAACACUGCCUCGGUCAGUCUGCUGAGUCACGUGUCCGGCUUGACGGCCAAACGAGCCGAACACAUCGUUUCGCAUCGGACCAAAAACGGACUAUUCCGUAGCCGAGAGCAACUGCUAAAGGUGAAAUUCAUCGGCGAUAAAACGUUCACCCAGUGCGCCGGAUUCAUCCGGAUCGAACCGCUGACGGCCGGCAUCCGAGAUUACAACCUACUGGACUCAACGUGGGUCCAUCCGGAAAGUUACACCCUGGCCGAAAGCAUCAUCACCAGGGCCGGUCUCUCCAACAAGGACAUUGGCCGCAUGGAUUUUAUCCUCGGAAUCCGAGACUUUGCCUACCGUACCCCAAACAGCGCACUACCCGGCAUGUUCAACCAGACGAUCGAACGAAUCGAAUGCGUCCUCUCUGCCCUGCAGCGGGAGCUGCUCAGGGAUUACCGAGCCGAUAUUAACAAGCCACCCAUGUUCAAAAAGGGGCUCACCUCGAUGGCCGAUUUGGCAGAGGGAACCGUCCUAACCGGGGCGGUGAACAAUGUGACCGACUUCGGUGCGUUCGUCGACAUCGGUGUGGAGAACAAUGGACUGAUUCAUCGCAGCAAGAUGAACGGUAUGCGUGUGAACAUCGGGGACCAGGUCGAAGUGACGGUCCUCUCGGUGGACGUGUCCAAGGGACGCCUGGGACUGAAGUUGGAAAAGAUUCUGAAGUAGGCGACCAACCAAGGUAGGUGGAGAUACUCAACUGAACGCAUCUUGACUCAAGUAGGUAGGUAGUAGGUGUUAACUAGGAAUGCCACUCGCAUUUUGUAAACCGUCUCGUAGGACAAAAAAAAGUGCGCUAGUUGUUGCAGUGUA